This is a messenger RNA of Leptosia nina, 240 nucleotides long. The record is from the annotation of a GenBank genome assembly. NCBI's taxonomy places the organism in Eukaryota, Metazoa, Arthropoda, Insecta, Lepidoptera, Pieridae.
AUGCUGAAGAGAAAUAUCGACGUGAAAUUAUAUAUCUCUCGAACGCAGGGCGUCCAUGUUGAAUUCCUAGUGUGGGUGUCACAUCCCGGCUGCGGGAUGCACCUGAGGCCGCCCGGAAAGAACGUUGGCCCUGACAAACAAAAGAGCAUCGGUGAUAACAGAGAACGUGAUUUGAUACAACCAAUUAUGGUAACUGAUAUGAAUGCGAGACGCCACUAUGAGAGAGAUAUUCCUGUUUAG